AUGGAUGAUUUAACAUUAGAUGAAGCGUUGGACGUCGAGGAAAAUUUCUAUGCCGAAGGUUAUAGAGACGGUAAGGAACAGUCGGCUAAGGAGCAGUUUUUAGAGGGUAAAGUGUAUGGUCUCCAGACUGGCUUUCAACGGUUUCUAUUGAUUGGAUAUAUUCAAGGACUCAUUGAAGAAUGGAGGAAAGACGAACGUCCUGGCAUAUCAAACCAUUUAGACCAGCUUGAAAAGUUAGUUACUGAAGUACCGUUGACUAAUGGUGAUGCAGAGGUUGAAAUUUACGAGAAAGCUGUGCUCAAAGCGAGAAACAAGGUGAGAGUUAUAGCCACCAUCACGAAGACUAGCAAUAGGGUGCUGGGUUUGGAUAAUCUUAUUAAGCAGGUUGGGGGAUCUCUACAAGUUUCAGAGAACUUGGACGACAUGUGGUAA
Molecule: messenger RNA, 432 nt
Organism: Sungouiella intermedia
Lineage: Eukaryota; Fungi; Ascomycota; Pichiomycetes; Serinales; Metschnikowiaceae
Source: the annotation of a GenBank genome assembly